Molecule: messenger RNA, 2792 nt
Organism: Protopterus annectens (West African lungfish)
Lineage: Eukaryota; Metazoa; Chordata; Ceratodontiformes; Protopteridae
Gene: SLC30A5
Product: solute carrier family 30 member 5
Exons: 16
Coding region: 119-2392 (757 amino acids)
Biological process (GO): intracellular zinc ion homeostasis; zinc ion transport; transmembrane transport
Cellular component (GO): Golgi apparatus; membrane
Molecular function (GO): zinc ion transmembrane transporter activity
Source: RefSeq, a predicted model, not a curated record
GUUACAAAACACAACAAAGUCACGUGGCAAUUCUGUCUCCGUCUCUAAAGGACCCUUUGCUGGCCAUGGGGCCUGACAUGGAAUAAUUUUUUUAGGUUUCCCCACUUGAAAAAUAAAGAUGCUUUCUCCCCAGAACUCAGAACCCAGGUUGAUGAGAUACGUCCUGCUGCUCUGCUUCACCAAAUGUCUAAAAGCCUUAGGAAUUUUUGAAUCAUAUGAUCUCCUCAAAGUUGUUCAUAUUGUCCAGUUUACGUUUGUACUUAAGUUAGGGUCUGCUUUCUUCUUAGUGUUGUUUCAGAAACCAUUUUCUUCAGGGAAAGCAGUUACAAAACAUCAGUGGAUCAGAAUUGUAAAACAUGCGUUUGGUGGCUGUAUCAUCUCCUUGCUGUGGUUCUUUGGCCUAACUCUUUGUGGACCAUUAAGAACAGUAUUGUUAUUUGAGCACAGUGACAUUGUUGUCAUCUCACUGCUUGGUGUCUUGUUUACCAGCUCAGGAGGAGGACCAGCAAAGACAAGAGGAGCUGUGUUUUUCAUCAUUGCUGUGAUAUGUUUGCUGCUGUUUGACAAUGAUGACCUUAUGGCAAAGAUCGCUGAACACCCUGAAGGACAUCAUAGCAGUGCACUUACCCAUUGCCUUCACAGAGUUAUCUCAUUCCUGGGAGUGGCAGAUCACAAGGGUGGGGUUCUUUUGCUGGUGGCAUCUCUCUGCUUUAAGGUUGGAUUCAACACAGCAUCUCGGAAACUGUCUGUGGAUAUUGGUGGAAUGAAACGUCUUCAUGCAUUAUCUCAGCUUGUGUCUGUUGCACUGUUGUUCCCAUGGGUCAUAGUCCUGUCUGCUACAACAGAGAGCAACGUUGAAUCUUGGUCUUCUCUUAUUAUGCCGUUUGGAACAGUAAUCUUCUCUGUAAUGGUCCUGGAUUUCUAUGUGGAAUCAAUAUGUGCCACCAAGAUGGAAGCUUCCAGAAGUGCUUGCUACAGUUCAAGUCUAAUUUUUCUCAGUGCCCUGCUUCUUGCCAACUUUUGGACGCAUCCAAUAACAGAUCAGCUUCGAGCAAUGAACAAGCCAGUACACCAUGAAAUCACUGAACAUGUGCUGUCUGGAGGUGUGGUGGUUAGUGCUGUUUUUUUCAUGUUAGCUACCAGUAUUCUUUCAUCACCAUCAAGAAAAGGACACAAGGGCACACUUAUCGGAUAUUCUCCUGAAGGUACUCCCCUCUAUAAUUUCAUGGGAGAUGCAUUACAACAAACUUCUCAGUCAUUACCCAGGUUUAUAAAGGAGUCUCUCAAGCAAAUUCUUGAAGAGUAUGACUCAAGACAGAUAUUUUACUUUUUAUGUUUAAAUAUGGCAUUUACUUUUGUGGAACUUUUUUAUGGCGUAUGGACCAACAGUCUAGGUCUAAUAUCUGAUGGCUUCCACAUGCUGUUUGACUGCUCUGCGCUAGUGAUGGGCCUACUCGCUGCUUUAAUGACCCGUUGGAAAGCAACUCGCAUUUAUUCAUAUGGGUAUGGUCGUGUUGAAAUCCUUUCUGGAUUUAUCAAUGGACUCUUUCUAGUGGUGAUUGCAUUCUUUGUAUUUGUAGAGUCUGUAACAAGAGUAUGGGAUCCACCAGAUAUAAAUACAGACAUGCUAACACCAGUCUCUGUCGGUGGGCUUCUAGUAAACUUGAUUGGUGUCUGUGCUUUUAGCCAUGCCCAUUCGCAUGGAAACUCUCGAGGAGGAUGUCAGUCCCACGAGCACAACCAUGUACACCAUGGACAUGGACAUGGGCAUGGACACUCACACAGUGAGCAUGGUCAUGGUCACAGCCACGGGCAUAAUCAUUCCCACAGUUCCUCAGGUGGAGGAAUGAAUGCUAACAUGAGAGGAGUGUUUCUUCAUGUGCUGGCAGACACACUAGGCAGCAUUGGAGUAAUUGUGUCUACAUUAUUGAUUCGUCAGUUUGGAUGGCUUAUUGCAGACCCAAUUUGCUCUCUCUUCAUUGCUACCUUGAUAUUCUUCAGUGUUAUCCCAUUGCUAAAGGAUUCCUGUCAGGUUCUGGUGUUGAGAAUCCCAGUGGAGCAUGAAAAAGAUCUCAGUGGUGCUUUGGAAAAGAUCCAGAAUCUUGAUGGAGUUAUAUCAUACCGGGAUCCCCAUUUUUGGCGUCACUCUGCAAGUGUUGUAGCAGGAACGGUCCAUGUACAAGUCAUGUCUGAUGUUGUAGAACAGAGAAUUAUUCAGCAGGUUACUGCUGUCCUUAAAGAGGCUGGUGUGAACAACCUUUCUGUACAAGUGGAGAAAGAAGCAUACUUCCAGCACAUGUCUGGCCUCAGCACAGGAUUCCAGGAAGUUUUUGAAAUGACCAAACAGAUGGAAUCACUCAGCCACUACAAAGAUGGGACCUAUAUCAUGUAAUCUUUAAUUAAAAUGUAUGAUGUUAGAUAAGGCAAGGCACAGUGUAAUAUAUUGUGCUGGACUGGUUUUCUGGGUACCUCAACAGGUUUUGUGUUAUUACAAGCAGGUUUGCACAUUGAUGUACAUGAAUUAUGUAUUGUAAUACAUUUUUACAGAGCUCUAGCAUUUUUCUUUAGGGAUCAGCAAUCUGAUUUUUGUAUUUGUCCAAAUUAUAAUUGUACAGAUAAAUUAUAUUUGAUAGUAAGUGUAACUUACUGUACCUAACCUGUCAUUAAAUAUGCAUCCAAAAUUAUGUCCCCUUCAUAUAAAUAUGGUGUUCAUUGAAUACAGUUUUCUGGGUCAGUGCACUAUUGUCUUUUGGUGUUAAUUUCACCAAACAAUAAAAUGUAAUUGGAUCUUU